Molecule: messenger RNA, 948 nt
Organism: Rattus norvegicus (Norway rat)
Lineage: Eukaryota; Metazoa; Chordata; Mammalia; Rodentia; Muridae
Source: RefSeq, a predicted model, not a curated record
AUGCCAGGAAGGCUCGGGGCUCCGGCUGCUGUGACCCGGGCCGCGCCGGAGGAAAAGCCACCAGGUCCCCUCGCAGAAGGGGACCAGCAGCCCGCUCCCCGCCCCGCCUCUGCCCAACUUCCGCGCCCCGCCCCGCGCCCGACCCUCUCCCCGCCGCGCCCCGCGCCGGCCACACCAACCUGCGCGUCCGCAGGCUCUCCCCGGGACGGAAGCCGGAGCCCGCGGGCGGCGGGCGGAGUUAGUUGGAGGCUCCGGGUCCCUGGGCGGGGACAGGCUGAGCACGCGGCCGAGGCCGGGCGGCUCCGACUGCGCCCUGGCCUCGGCUCCGCCUCCAGCCCGUGGAGCCCGGCGCUGGCUGCCCCGCUCCCGGGGAGCGCGCGGCGGGUGCUUGGAUCCCGGGCAAGCCAGAGGGUGGCGACUGUCCCGAGGUCCCGGGGAAGCGUGGAGAAGGCCUGGGCCCGAAAGUCUUGGACGCGGGGGAGUCCCAGGCCCUUUCAGGCCAGCCCUGCGCGGUGGCCGCUCCAGCUGCGCGGAGAGAGGCGGAGGACGAGCUGCAGCCCAGAGCUACCCUGGAUCUGCAGUCAGGCGCUGGUCUUUUCAGGGAGCUCUGCUCUACGGAGUUCUAUGGAGUUCUGUUUGGCAGGAUUGGAGGAUGUUGGAAGGAAGGUCACUGAAAACGUGGAAGAAGUCCCUGGAAUGAGACAAGAAAGAAACUGCAGUGGGAAGGAAGAGUUAAGAUGAAGCAGACUAUGCUCACAAGCUGCGGGGGAAUUCCCAGAAAGAAAAUCUGUAGGGAAAAUACGUCAGUGGACUAUCAUGGCAUACCAAGCAGCCGUGGUGAGUCAGACAUAAAGCAGGUAGAGGAAGCCAGUUUGGGCUUCGUUUCUCAACCCAAAUUCUGAAGCAAGCCUUUGACCCUAGGUUCUCAGGUAGAGAUAAGAAAUUCUA